AAAAUCUCCCCAAGUAGGAUUCGAACCUACGACCAGUCAGUUAACAGCCGACCGCUCUACCACUGAGCUACUGAGGAACAAGGGGGGAUUCGACCUCCUAGAGUUCAACUCCCGCUCUCAACCCAUGAACAAUAUGAGUCCGAAGCUUCUUUCGUAACUCCCAUAAUUUCUUCGUAGUGGCUCCGUUCCAUGCCUCAUUUCAUAGGGAAGCCCAAAGUGGCUCUAUUUCAUUCUAUUUCACUUCCUAGCACUUCCUAUCAUUUAAUAUCCAUCCCUUUGGUCUUAUUGACAUAAGAGAUGUCAUUUAUAGUCUAUCUCUUUCUAUAUAUGGAAAGUCAAGAAAUUCUCAUCGAAACAUCGAGAAAUUGUGCAUAUAGAAAACUCUAAAGAAAGAAAAAAAGGAGACCCAUGCCAUGAUUUUCAAAUCUUUUCUAUUUAGUAGUCUAAGUUUCUCGAUGAGGAUAAUUAAUUCGGUCGUUGUGGUCAGACUCUAUUAUGGAUUUCUGACUACAUUCUCCAUAGGUCCCUCUUAGAUCUUCUUUCUCCAAUCUUGGAUUAGGGAAGAAGGAGAUAUUUGCGACUACUGGCGGUUUCAUUAUGGGGCAGCUCAUGAUCUUCAUAUCGAUCUAUUAUCCACCUCUGUAUCUAUUCUUUCUUAGCUAAACAGGUGGAAGAUCUAUCCAAUUUGGUUAUAUUAUAUCAUGGACUCGAAAAACGGAUCUGAAUUUGACUGAAAUGCACGAUCUUCACAGGUAUCACUUUUCACGAUACCUAAAAGGUGGAAUAGCGAUUUUCGAACCAUUUCCUAUAAGAGAAUGGUUUCCAUUACUUUGAGAAAUGGAUUCUUAUAUCAAACUAUAGCUAUUGCAUUAAAGAAGAAAAGAAACUAAUAGAAGUCGAAGACGCGGAAUGAUAGUGAAUAGAGAGAAAGAUUCUUCUGAUUUUCUUGUUCCUGAAAAUAUUCUAUCUAUCUACUAGACGCCGUAGAGAAUUUAGAAUAUUUAUGUCUUUCAAUUCUCGUACUCGUAAUUGGAAAGUUAUGGAAGGAGACCCAUCAUUUUGCAAUGAAAACAACAUAUAAAACUCUGGACAAUUUCGAAAUCAGGCCAAGCGUCUUAAUACAUAUGCAAAAAAAUUCAUUAUUGGCCCACCAUUGAUUAGAAGAUUUAGCUUGUAUGAAUCGCUAUUGGUUUGAUACGAAUAAUGGCAAUCGUUUCAGUAUGUUAAGGAUACAGAUGUAUCCACAAUUCAUUUAGAGUUACUUAAUAGUCUAUUUCUUAUACCAUAUCUCUAUCCCGUGAAAUUCUCGAGCCAAAAGAUGGAUGCCUAUGCUGUGUUUCAUUUUGCUAAAUGAUAUCAAUUAAAUGGUGUAUCAAUUCCAUAAAUUGCAUAUAGCAAUAAAUAAAUCAGCAAAAUUCUUUCUACUAUAUUUAGAUAGAAGAAACAUUUCUUCUAUCUAAAAUAGUAGAAAGAAUGUACCCUUCUAUCCAAAUCCAAUUUGCAUCGAUAAAAAAAAUCCAAAUUCCAGUAGUAGAUGAAUAAUUGCAAAUUUGUGUGUGUACGAGAUUAGAAUAACUUCAAAAUAACUGACAUAAUUUUUUAUUUUUCCUGAUCAGAAAAAUACAUGAAAAAGAAAGGAGGUAGAAAAAUUUUAGGAUUUAUGGUUAAAGAAGAAAAAGAAGAAAACAGGGGUUCUGUUGAAUUUCAAGUAUUCAGUUUCACCAAUAAGAUACGGAGACUUGCUUCACAUUUGGAAUUACACAAAAAAGAUUUUUCAUCGGAAAGAGGUCUACGAAGACUUUUGGGAAAACGUCGACGUUUGCUGGCUUAUUUGGCAAAGAAAAAUAGAGUACGUUAUAAGAAAUUAAUCGGUCAGUUGAAUAUUCGGGAGCAGUAAUUUAAUCCUUCAAAUUUUUUUCUUGUUUUAUUAUUUUUUUAGUAGUCUUUAUAGUAGUCUUAGAUUUUUCAUUUUGAUGAGCCUCACUUUGAGGAAUUCAUGGAAUAAUCCAUUUUCAUGGAAUAAUGAAUUAAGGAAGAAAGGAUAUGAGUCUACCGCUUACAAAAAAAGAUCUCAUGAUAGUCAAUAUGGGCCCUCAACACCCAUCAAUGCAUGGUGUUCUUCGACUGAUCGUUACUCUUGAUGGUGAGGAUGUUAUUGAUUGUGAACCCAUAUUAGGGUAUUUACACAGAGGAAUGGAAAAAAUCGCGGAAAACCGAACGAUUAUACAAUACUUACCUUAUGUAACAAGAUCUAACAGUUCAAGUACAGUUGAUAUAGUUGAAGCACAGUCAAAAUAUGGUUUUUUUGGAUGGAAUAUUUGGCGUCAGCCUAUAGGCUUUCUGGUUUUUUUAAUUUCUUCUUUGGCAGAAUGUGAAAGAUUACCCUUUGAUUUACCAGAAGCAGAGGAAGAAUUAGUAGCAGGUUACCAAACUGAAUAUUCCGGUAUCAAAUAUGGUUUAUUUUAUCUUGUUUCUUACCUAAAUUUAUUAGUUUCUUCUUUAUUUGUAACAGUUCUCUACUUGGGCGGGUGGAAUUUCUCUAUUCCCUAUAUAUCCUUUUUUGAUUUUUUCCAAAUGAAUAAAGCAGUUGGAAUUUUGGAAAUGACAAUGGGUAUAUUUAUUACAUUAACUAAAGCUUAUUUAUUUCUCUUCAUUUCUAUCACAAUAAGAUGGACUUUACCAAGGAUGAGAAUGGAUCAGUUAUUAAAUCUUGGAUGGAAAUUUCUUUUACCUAUUUCCCUGGGCAAUCUAUUAUUAACAACCUCUUCUCAACUUGUUUCACUAUAAAUAAGAUAAUACAAUAAUAGAUAGUAAGAAUAUUUUCAACACAAAAGCUCUCCCAAACAAGAGAAAGAAACAUAUCUUUUUCAUAGAUAUUUAGAAUGAAUAUGUUCCCUAUGGUAACUGGGUUCAUGAGUUAUGGUCAACAAACAAUACGUGCUACAAGGUACAUAGGUCAAAGUUUCAUAACUACCUUAUCCCACACAAAUCGUUUACCUAUAACGAUUCACUACCCUUAUGAAAAAUCAAUUACACCAGAGCGUUUCCGAGGGCGAAUCCACUUUGAAUUUGAUAAAUGUAUUGCUUGUGAAGUAUGUGUUCGCGUAUGUCCGAUAGAUCUACCCGUUGUGGAUUGGAGAUUUGAAAA
Molecule: messenger RNA, 3148 nt
Organism: Hordeum vulgare subsp. vulgare (domesticated barley)
Lineage: Eukaryota; Viridiplantae; Streptophyta; Magnoliopsida; Poales; Poaceae
Product: NAD(P)H-quinone oxidoreductase subunit 1, chloroplastic-like
Exons: 2
Coding region: 2044-2787 (247 amino acids)
Biological process (GO): aerobic respiration
Cellular component (GO): membrane
Molecular function (GO): NADH dehydrogenase activity
Source: RefSeq, a predicted model, not a curated record